AUGGACUCGCCCCGCUCGCCCGCAGUCGUCGCCUGCCAGCAGCACUCGGACGAGGUGCAGGUGUGCGAGAGUUGCCUGGGGAAAACCACCCUGACGGCCGAGAACGUGGUGGAGGCCAACAAGCUCUCCAAUAACUACAAGUUCGGCUUCAAGAAGUGGAAGAGCCACGUGACGGCCCGGCCCUGGGAGGACCGCUCGGAGAUCGUGAAGGAGCUCUACUCGGACCUGAACGUCGUCAGGAGUCCCGGAGGCUCCACGGUCACGUGCGGCAACGUCAUCUACCUGCUGCUCUGCCUGCUGCCGCUGGUGGUGGUGACGCUGGUGCUGGGCUACGUGGACGGGCACAACCGGCUGACGAGCUCGCCCGUGAAGUUCGCCCUGGCCCUGCUCUCCAUCAUGCCGCUCUCCUACUAUAUCGGCAUGGCCAUCGCCAGCAUCUCAGCGCAGAGCAACUUCGCGGUGGGCGCGGUGGUGCACGCCACCUUCGGCUCCAUCACGGAGCUCACCUUCUACAUCACGGCCCUCAUCAAGGGCGCCCGCGAGGGCAGCAAGUGCUACGAGGAGAUCGUCAAGGCAGCGCUGACGGGCACCCUGGUGGGCUGCGUCCUCCUCCUCUUCUCCAAGGUGUACGGGAAGCUGGUCUGCGGCGAGUGCCACAACGUCACCCAGAACCCGCUGGGGCGCUACCUCUGCCACAGCUGCCACUUCGACCUGAUGCACAGCAACGGCACGCUGUACUACAGCCACGUCCAGCCCCUGGUGUACACAGUGUCCCUGCUGCUCCCUGCCGCCUACCUCAUCGGCCUCUUCUUCACCCUGAAAACUCACUCGCACAUCUACGACAUCCACAUCAGUGACUGCCACAUGCCUGGCCACCACCACAGCGCUGUGGUCCACUGGUCUCGGUGGAGGGCACUGGUCAUCCUCCUGCUGUCCACCCUUUGCAUGUCAGCCUGCGCUGACCUGGCCACAGAGCACAUCAGCCCCAUCCUCACCAACUCCACCAUCUCCCAGUACUUCAUCGGGGUCACUGUGCUGGCCAUGGUGCCCGAGCUGCCCGAAAUUGUCAACGGCAUCCAGUUUGCUCUGCAGAACAACCUGAGCUUGAGCAUUGAGAUCGGGAACUGCAUUGCUGUCCAAGUGUGCAUGCUGCAGAUACCCAUCCUGGUGCUCUUCACCAUCUUCUAUCCCACCAACUUCACACUGGUCUUCAGUGACCUGCACGUCUAUGCCAGCAUGUUCAGUGUGGUUCUCAUGAACUACAUCUUCAUGGAUGGCAAGUGUGACUACUUCCAAGGCACCGUGCUGGUGAUGGUCUACUUCAUCCUCCUGGCUGUGUAUUUCUUCGCACCUUCACCCAGUGGCUGCUGAGGCCUGGACUCGGCUUUCUCCAACCCUCCCGCUGGGUCGGCGCCUUGCAGGGCGCAUCUCGUGUCUCAGGGACUUGGCUGGGCUGGCUCCAGUCUGGAAGAGUUGCUCGCGACGAGUCUGCCACUGUUGUCUCCUCCAGCUCCCGCGGUUGGGGGCGACCGGGACAUCAGUGCUGGGAAAGGUGGUGGCAACGGGAGCACUCCUGCCAGAGCACUUCACAGAGGUAUUUCCAGCACAUGUUGUGUGUGGAUGGAAGGAAAAUGGUCCUUACUGGAGGGUCUUGAAGGAGGUUUCCAUGUGGACUCGAGGACAGACCUUUCCCUGGGAAGUGUUGCACUGGGAGAAGGUGCCUGAGAAGAGCUUCUUGCCCUUCCAAGCUGAGGGUGAUCCCUGCUUCCCCAGGGCCUGAACCCAGGCCUGGAAGGGACUCUGGCCCAUGGGAUCACACAAGGCUUCUGGAUAGUACUAGAAAUGCACCAAAUGGUUUACUUUCAGCUGUUUUGUCAUUAAAGCAGUUUUGUACAAACUAGAAACAAGUUCACUUCUUGUAUGAGCCUUUAGUAGCCAGCUCCCCCUCUGUGUCUGCACUGCUAGCCGUGCUGGUGGCUGAGGGUUGCAGCAGGACCACACUAGGUAAGAAGCUCUCCAAACCCCUCAGGAUGGAGCAGGCCUGCCUGCUCUGGGCCACCGUGGGCCUCCUGGCUCCUAGUGAGGCUGGGAUGAGGCCCCUGGGUGCCCACCGGCAGGGUUAGUGAUGGUCUUGGUGGUGGGACAGCCAUUUGGUGCCCAUCAAGGCUGACUCCUGUAGAGCAGGAGGUGGGGAGCAGCAGUGGCUUGGUUGGAGCAGUGUCUCUAGGAGCAGAGCAGGGAAGACCUACCACCACUGCGCUGGGUGGCUGUGGGCUUGAGCCCUCCCCAUUACUGCCUGUGCCCCAGAGGAGGUGGGCUAGAGGGAAGGGCAGGCUGCAGGGGCAGCCGGAGUUGUGAACUCGCUUGUCCUCCCUUCCUGGCGCUCAGAGGUGGGGAGGAGAGAGCAGAAGUCGCUUAGUCUUCCUGCAGAACUAUGAGCUGUGACUCACGUGUGCGUCAGGUGUGGUUGCAUGCGCUACCACUGUGACUUUAUGGUGACGUGGGCCUUCCAUGCCUGGCCUCUCUGGGCUACUUUGGCCUCCCAUGCCAAAGUGAAACUGGGAGAGCUUGCUUUUUCCCCCUCAGUCUUAUCCUGGAAACCAUCUCAGAAUAGGGAUUUUAAUGCAGCCCUUCCACUUGAGCAGGUAAACCUGCAUGCAGGGAGCUUCUGCACCAUCUUGAUGUCUAGCUGGGUAAUCCCUAGACCCCCCUCCCUGCUCCUCCCAGAGGAAGCACUAAUGCUAAGUGUGUUGCCACAACCUAGGUGAGCAGUAGUCUAAGGCAGUGGCUGAAGGGUGGGAGGAAAUGCUGCAGGGAGGGGUGCCGUGAAGUACGGGCACCACCAGCUGCAGGACAGGCUCUGCGCCAACUCCUGGUCCUCCAGCACAGCCAGGCUGAGCUACCCCAGCCCCAGCAUUGUGGCUGGAGACACCAAAAUGGGCUCUGAGCUGUUUUCAUCACUGGUACAGUUCAGGCUUGCUGGGUAAGAAGUACAAAAGCCCUCAGUCUCCUCUUCGUCUUCCAGACACGCUGUGGUUAGAGGACAAAGUGGGUGAUCUGGAUGGAUUUAUUGGUCAGAGCAUUUAAAAAAAAAAAACCAAACCAAAAACCAAACAUAAAGCAGCAAAGAACACUGAUGGACACACAAAUACAGGCAAGUACAGCUCUUUGGCCCCCUUCUCCCUCCCCAGCUCCCCGGGGCCGAACCUCGUCACAAAAAGCGGGGCAGGAAACGAUGCUGACGCGUUACAACAUGCACACUGGACUCCAAAGGAGCGGAAACAGGAUGCGACUUCCAAACUAAAGUCAAGCAGACAGUGAGCAGCAGCCAGGCCCCCUCUCCUCUGCUGGGAGGAAGGAUAUCAGUUCAUUAAUAAGUAAAGACGUGGUCUUAGCAAGGUUUUUAGACUCUUCCCCCUGCUCCUUCCCUCUCCCAGUACAGCAGCAUUACAGAUGAUGCUAGUUUUCAUCCAGCUAUUUGGGAAUAUUCCUGUGCAAGCAUCAGGAGUUGGCCGAUGGCAGCAAGACAGACUCAACAGCACAGGGCACCAGAGAGAGAACUUUUAAAAGAAAAAAAAAAAUAUAUAUAUAUAUGGGGGGAUGGGGACAGAGCAAUGUGACAGCAGCUCUGCCUGUUCUCCUACAGCUCAUCUGAGGCUCAAUGGAAACCAUCUACUGUGGGCUGAACGGGUGUGGGGGAAAGCUGGGCUUUCCUCCAGCACCAGCACCAGUCUGGGUGCUUCAGGCAGAAGGGAGCUGGCAGCACCGUGAGGAAGAGGAGGGGUAGGGCCCAUGCUGCACUUCCCUUCGGCCCACCAGGGCCUGGUGCUGGUGGGCAGCAAGAUGAGUUGAGCAGUGCCUACAGGUGUCUGCAAGGAGGGGAGCAGGGUGCUCCCU
Molecule: messenger RNA, 3897 nt
Organism: Struthio camelus australis
Lineage: Eukaryota; Metazoa; Chordata; Aves; Struthioniformes; Struthionidae
Source: RefSeq, a predicted model, not a curated record